ACUUGGGCGACUCUCAUUCCUGCUGUGAACGCGUUCUUGUAGAAAACUACAUAGUUCGAGUCCGUUAAAAGAAAUUUUAACGUUAAAGAACUUUACAGGUGUGGUGGGUGUGGUUUUUUAAACUUUCUUUUCAUCUUAACCGGUUAAGAUAACCCCGAGAAAACAGCUUCCGAUUUAUUGGGACAGGAUGUUCCAUCUAAUCCUAAUUUUAAUCAUCGCUCCAUCAUGGGCUCAAUAUGAUCCUUACGGUCAAAAACCUUACGGUGAUAACACCGAUCGUACCCCAUAUAGUACGAGUCAAUACGAUAGGGAUCGGCAACAACAAUACGAUCGUGAUCGGCAACAACCCUACGACAACCGGGAUCGGCAAUAUGAUCGUGAUAGAGACAGGUAUAAUCCAUUAACUGAUCGGGAAAAAUAUACACCGUUAAACUAUGAUCGAAACAGGACGGAUCAAUACGGGCAACCACAACAACCGUAUGAUCGCGACAGAUACAACUACAGCCCUUACGAUCGAAAUAGAACUGAUAAUUAUGACCGAAACAGGCCGGAUUAUGACCGAAACCGACAGGAUUAUGACAGAUAUAACCAAGAUAGAAGAUACGGACAAAGCGGAGGGAGAUAUGAUGAUUAUGGGAGGAACAGGGGUGGAUAUGCACCGCAAGGGGAACGAAUCGAUGAUGGAGAUUGCUGCGAAGAUUAUUGUUAUUCAACGGAUCACCAACAAUAUUUGAAAUUUGGACCAAAAACUGCUUAUACGUUCGCUUAUGGAAAAAAUUUGGGAUCAUCCACAGUUCCACAAUGUAGACCGGUUCAAUUUUGGAGUUUGAAUAAAGUGGGUGCAAAUUUUCCCGAUCCAACCGUAAUUCAACGUUUAAUGAAUUUGCGUCGAGUUCAAGAUGAAAUAAUGCGUAACUACGAAGUCGAAGGAACUUACCCGGGUAAAGGGCGACUUUGUCGCGAAGAUUUCGAAUUGUUGAAACGUUGGAGAUGGAACGAUACCAUUAAUUUUUCAUCAGCGUUUAUGUUAUCUCAACAAGGAAUGGAAGACAUGCGUUAUUUGGUGUCGAGAUAUCAAACUAAAUUUCGGGAACUUCUAGGAGUACCAUACUCAGAAAAUCAUUAUUAUUUCCAAUAUUCUAGAAUGGAUCGUAUUUACGACAGUUAUAAAGAGUUUACUGAGGGGUUAUUUCAAAAUUCCGCUUUGGUGCAUGCCAACGUUCGAGAUGAAUUAGGAGAUGGAUGUGGAUCUUUUGGAUAUAAUAGCCAAUAUUCAACCCAAUAUUCUGGGGGUCAAUAUCAAAGUGCGGGAUAUUCAGGGUCUGGACAAUAUUCUGGGUCAUCCGGACAAUAUUCUGGGUCAUCCGGACAAUAUUCUGGGUCACCUGGACAAUAUUCUGGGUCACCCGGACAAUAUUCUAGUUCUUCUGGACAAUAUUCUGGUUCUCCAGGGCAAUAUCAAGGUUCACAAUAUUCCAGUGGAAAUCAAUAUCCAAACCAAUACUCGUCAGGAAAUCAAUAUCCUUCAUCAGGUUAUCAAGGUAAUCAAUAUUCAAGUUCAAGAUCGUUUGGAGAUGACCCGGAAAUAAUGCAAUUAAAACAAAAACCCGAUUACAAAGAUUUAACAAGAAACAUCUUUCGAAGAUUAGGUUACAGAUAUGUUUUAAAUGACUCAGUAAUCGAUGAUAUGUACGAAAUGUGUCGUUUAGAAAAGGCGUUUUUCCCAAGAAGGGAGUCGGCGUGGUGUUCGGUGUUUAACAAGAAGCAGUUGGAUUUAUUGGAAUACGCAGAAGAUUUACGCGAUUUCUUACGGAAUGGAUAUGGAAAUGAGCAACAAAAUAAAAUGGCUGGAUGUCAAUAUUUAAGAGAUAUGUACGUACGGUUCCAAAAAACCAUCGAUGGUUAUAGUAGUCAUCAAAAAGUUGCCGUUACCUUUGCAACGGCUGAUUCAAUCCAACACAUGUUGGUUGCGAUGGGUUUAUACAGGGAUUAUACACCGUUAAGUGCUCAAAAUUAUUACACCCAAUCAAGGAGACGUUGGAAAACUUCCGAGAUUGCUCCAUUUGCUGCUAAUUUUGUAGCCGUUUUAUACGAGUGUGAUCCUUCGCAAAGAGAUAUGUACAAAGUCAUGUUUUACCUGAACGAGAAUCCUGUUGAUAUUCCCGAGUGCUCGGUGGGGUUAUGUUCUUGGGAAACCAUCCGAAGCAAAUAUCAAGAUGUCAUCGAACAAUGCCGACAUUGUAGCGGCUCAGAAAGAUCUCAUGUUCUUUUAGGACUUUUAAGCGUUGUCGUAGCUUUCUUCACUUAUCAAAUCGUUUAAGAUUAACAUUCGUAGAUUUUGUAUCCGUCCAUUUCUUUUAUAUCGAAACGAAAUCCGUCCUACAACGAGUUCACAACUUUUACAAGCAAUCACUUUUAAUUAAUUAAGAUUUUAUUGAUCUAAAAAGAAUUUUUAUUAGCGUUAAGAAUGCAAAGUUUGUUUUUUUGUACAAAAAAUAAGUUUUUAAUGUACUAUUUUUAUAAUAAUAUAUAAGAAAAAUUGAAUCUAGAUUUUGUAGCAAUGAAAUAUUUAAGUGUUGUAAUUUUAAAGUGUUCAUAUUGUCUAAUACUUACUCUUUUAUAAAAUAAUAAAAUUAAUAAACGAUUUUUAUGUUUUACAA
This is a messenger RNA of Onthophagus taurus, 2660 nucleotides long. RefSeq names its product multiple inositol polyphosphate phosphatase 1. Gene Ontology annotation, molecular function: inositol phosphate phosphatase activity; acid phosphatase activity. NCBI's taxonomy places the organism in Eukaryota, Metazoa, Arthropoda, Insecta, Coleoptera, Scarabaeidae. The record is from RefSeq and is a predicted model, not a curated record.